Messenger RNA from Branchiostoma floridae (Florida lancelet), 1623 nucleotides. Its product is annotated as zinc finger protein 239-like. Bases 361 to 1494 code for a protein of 377 amino acids. The record is from RefSeq and is a predicted model, not a curated record. Lineage: Eukaryota; Metazoa; Chordata; Leptocardii; Amphioxiformes; Branchiostomatidae. The transcript has 3 exons.
AACUGCUAAGACCUUUGUCUGAUGUUGUCUGGUCCCCCGUUAUGCAAAUCAGCAUAUGUAACAUCAGGGUACUUCCCUUUGUUUCGUUGUCAAGCACAAGCUGCCGAACCGGUUUUACCCGCCAUCCAGUCACUAAUUAAAUGUGUCACUGACCACUCGAUCUGUUAGUACCGACUCUGAAGCCGCGAGGAUCUGUGUCGAAGCAUCAGCGUAUCUCGGCCUAAAACUGUGUUCUGCUACCGUCAACCACAACCUGCCGAACCGGUUCUGACCCUGAAGCCGUGAGGAUCUGUGUCGACGUGAAAACACCGCGCAGUAGUCUGGAGCAUCAGCGUACCUUUGAUCUAGAGCUUAACCAACAUGGCGACUGCAGCCGGAUCUCAUCUGACACAAGGGGAGAGAGAGGAUAGACAGGAUUCUCCACGUACCUGCAAGUGCACUUAUUGCGACAAGAAGUUUCCCUUCAAAAGUAGGCUCAAUCAACACCUACGUAAACACACCGGUGAGAUCCCAUACCUGUGUGAUGAAUGCGGGAAACGAUUUAAUCAUCUUGGAAAUCUAAAGGCACAUAUGCGACUUCACACCGGUGAAAAACCGUACAAGUGUGAACAUUGCAACAAAGCCUUUAGUCAGGCAAGUUAUCUGAAGAAACACGUGCGGACUCACACAAGAGAAAUCAGCAUGGCGACUGGAGCUGGAUCUCAUCGGACACAAUGGCAUUAUUCUCGCCGUACCUACAAGUGCAGCCAUUGCGACAAGGAGUUUCCCUUCAAAAGUAACCUCGAUCGACACCUGCUUACUCACACUGGUGAGAGACCAUACAUUUGUGGGGAAUGCGGGAAACGGUGCAGUCAGCUGGGCGAUCUAAGGAAACACAUGGUUACUCACAAAGAUAAGAGACCAUACCAGUGUGAUGAAUGUGGGGAAAUGUUUAGUCGGCUAUCUAUUCUGAAGGACCACAUGACGACUCACAUCGGUGAAAAACCGCAUCGAUGCCAGGAGUGUAGCAAGCAGUUUAGUAGGUUGAGCUAUGUGAAGAGGCACUUGCGACUUCACAAGGGUGAAAAACCGUACCAAUGUCAGAAGUGCGGUAGGCAGGUCAGUAGGCUGUGCGAUCUAAAAGUACACAUGCGGACCCACACCGGUGAAAAACCGUACAAGUGUGAACAGUGCAGCAAAUGCUUCAGUCAGUCAACAAAUCUUAAGGUUCACAUGCGGACUCACAAGGGGGAACUUCCGUACAGAUGUGAGAAGUGCAGCAAGCAGUUCACUACGUUGUCAAAUUUAAAGAGGCACAUUCGGACUCACACAGGUGAGAAACCAUACAAAUGUGAGACAUGCUACAACCAUUUCCGUGAACUUGGAACCCUGAAAAAACACAUGCGGACUCACACAGGUGAGAAACCGUACAUAUGUGAGGCAUGCAGCAAGCAGUUUAGUCACCUGGGAAGUCUGAAGAAACACAUGCGGACUCACACUGGUGAAAUACCGUAAAGGUGUGAACAAUGCAACAGAAGCUUUCGCCAGUCACGUAGUCUUCGUGCGCACAUGCAAUCUCACAUCGGUGAAAGUAUCUCAAUAACGGUGUCAAUAACAUGUACAUAUUGUUACACAGUAGAAAAA